AGCUUCUCUUUUUUUUUUGGAUCGGGGAAGUAUGUCUGGAGCAAUGUAUCUGUAGAAAGAUUUGUUGAAUUUGUUCCUUUGUACAAAUUGGGGCAAUAAAUUUGAACUUUUGUACAACUUCUUUGCUCGACUUUGUAACACAUAAACAAGAAGAACCCAAGUAGAAGCCUUUUCCACAGGAGGACCUGCACAUUAUGGCCGACGAGGUGGAUAUGGAAGCGUCAGGACUGAAAUCGUCAAAGUUGAAAUAGUUUGCGAUGCAUAAAAUGCUAGACGCAAAGCGCCUCUCUUGCAGAGCAGGCAACUGAGGCCGAUGAUAAGCCUGUUUGGAGUGUGAGAUAGAGCUGCUAAAAUAGCAUAACAAAAGCAGUGCUCUCUGCUCAAACAGCAUGACAAAUUAGAAUUACAUGCUGCCAAAAUUUGUCAUGCGCCACUUGCAAACUGGGCUCCAGCUGGCAUCGCUUUUUUGCAUUACAGAUUGUUGCAACUUUGACGAUUUCGAUCCUGACACUCCCAUAGUGGAGAAGGACCCCACCAUGGGUGGGGCCCCGGAGGUGGAGGACUUCUCGAUCCUGAAACAGGCCCUGCAAAACGUGAAGGCGGUUCUGACCCCCUACGACUGGAUAGAGUUUGUAUCAAAUGUAAGUAAAAAUGUCUGGGUCUGGAAGAUUGCCAGGUUUGUUAUGCAUAUAUUGCAUGACCCAUGAUGCCUGCAAUGCAUGGCUUAGCAUCACAGAUUUUCAGAGGGCUUCCUGUUGCCUAUUCCGCAUGAGAAAUGCCCUCCCGGCGUAGCACAAACCGCACUCCUCUUGCUGGUCAUGCAAUACAGAUUUUUUUAGAAUCGAAAAACAGCAUCACAAGUUGCAACCUUCCAGACCCAGACAUUUUUGCAGUUCAUAGCUCGCGCAGGAAUACGAAACCGCAAGGGCCUUGAGGACUAGAAUGGAAAGUAUUAGAAGUCCUAAUAUACUUCUUUCUUGGAUUCAGGUUCGUUGUUUUGUGCAUGACAGAUGAACAACAACAAACCGCAUAUUAUCCUGUCGUGGUCUGCGUCUGUGUGAGAAAUGAUCAGAAUCACAUUUAUAAACACAACAGGGGAAGACCGACAGCGCAAAAUCGUUUCCGGUGAAGACUCCGACGACGAGCCAAUACCGGAAGACGAAUUGGUAUGGAUGUGUCAGGAUUGAAAUCGACAAAGUUGAAAUAACUUGUGAUGCAUAAAAUGCAGCCCACGAAGAGCCUGUGUUGCAGAGUAGGCAAGUGAGGCAGACUGUAAGCCUGUUGAGGGGUAGAAACAGAGCUGCCAAAUUACCAUGACAAAAGGCGUCUUCCUUACCCAAACAGCAGGUGAAACUAGGUUUAGGCUCUACCCAAAUUUCUUAUGCGCCACUUAGAGACUGGGUUGCAACUGGCAUCCAUUUUAUGCAUCGCAAACUAUUUCAACUUUGACGAUUUCGAUCCUGACGCUUCCAUAAUUGGAAGUGAAGAAAAAGAUGGAGCGUCUCGCCCACGCGGAGCAUCUGAAGUCGCGCAUUGUGGAAGUGCAGAACUACUUUUCCGACGUCAUUCACUCGCUGAUGCAGUGUCACGGGCACAUAUGGGACUGCACAACUCUCCUUCCUCGGCCCACAUUUUUUGAAGCGCAUGAGCAGCAACACAAACAAUGCUAGAAAUGUGGUUUUCGCAUGACAAAUGACCUGCACGUGGAUUGUACUACUGUUUGUAUCGGUGUUUUGCAUUACAAGUCAACAAUGAGGGGGACGAUGAGUUGUCUACUCUCAUACCAAAUCACGAACGACGUGAAGAACGCCGAAGUUUUAUUCCGAGGAAAAACGUCACCACCUCCCAGGAGUUGUUGUCACGCAAACCUGCAUGCCAAAAAAGUUUCUCAUGCGGAGCCCCAUGGGAAGCAUUAUCUAGUCGUGUUUUGGGAUUUGUGAUGCUAGAAUCAAUCAGGAUCAUUAUAUGCUAGAUCUGUGAUGCUGCUGAAGCACUUAGGUAAAAGAGGACUACUCUACGAGGACAAGCUUGUCAUGCGAAACAUACAACCAAAGCUGGUUGAUUUGUCUAGCAGAUUUCCCUCAGUGUGGGGACGUUUUUGCUCGGGAUAAGUUUUUAUCGAGGUCAUGCGAUUUGUCCCGAAGAAUUCGCGGGACGCAGUAGAGUAUCAGAUGCAAAUGUGUCUGGGUCUGGGAGAUUCCGAAUUUUGUCAUGCAGUUUUUCCAAGCUCUCCCUCUCCCACGUGUGGAAAGCAGGGCCUAGCAUCACAGGUUCUGCAGCCCCUUGGUGAUGCAUAUUCUGCAUGAGAAAUGGCCUCUCAGCAUGGCCAGAAGUGGGUACCCUUUGCACGUUAUGGAUCACAGAUCUUUGAUGUAGGAUCCGAAACACGCAUCACAAGUUCGGAUCCUUCCAGACCCAGACAUAUUUGCAGUUGAUAUAGAGCGCCUCACGGAAAAGAACGCGGAACUGACCCGGCAAAUUCAAGAAUUCGAGAAGAAAAUGGAAGAAAUAGCCGAAUACCAGGAGAAACGGCAGAACAUGCUGCUGCAAAGACACCAAGCCGCGUUUGAGAAGCGGAAGACCAUAUGCGUUGCAAAACCAUCGUUGCGCCAGUAGUCGUAGCAAGUACAUAUGCAUAUACAAAUUGCCUUAGAAGCAUGAGAACUACAUCAAAUGGAAUUUGUAAUGCUGAUGUACCUAACAAGAAACGAGACCUGUCAUGCAGUAUUGCAAAUGCAAUUGCUACGUCGAAUUCUUGUGCGACGAAGAUACUUUUGCAAUCCAUAGACCAACAAUCUGAUCAAAACCUGUUUUACGGCGAUGCGGUGCGACUGCCAAACGAGCUGGAUGAACCGGCACAGGGAGGAAGUCCAGGCCCUCCGGGCCGAAACGAAGGACCAGAAAAAGCAGAUCAAACGGUUAGAUGACGAGCUGGAUGCGGUCUAUGAAAGCCUCAGAAUGUAAAUCCUCAAAGUGGAAAUUCUUUGUGAUGCAUGAAAUGCGCCGCAAAAGAGCCCGUAAUGCAGCGGACGCAAUGGAGGCCGACUACUCGUUGUCCUUCUACGGGUGGAGAAUUAUUUUGGAGUGCUGAUUAGCACGAGAGAAGGGCACCCCUUUGCCUUAGCCUGCAUGACAGACAAGCCUGCACAUGCUUUGGAUGCCUUGGAAAUUUGUCAUGUGCCGCCCAGAAGUGGCGCUUCGACUGGAGUGGUGUUUUGCAUUACAAACUAUUUCCACUUUGUGGAUUUCCAAUCUGAGGCUUUCAUACGGUCACGAAAUUGCUUGAUUCCUUCAAAGCAAAGCACGAGAAACAAGUCAAGGUCGCGGCAUAUCCUGUGCAAAAGUAUCGUACUCGUAGUAAUCGCAGUCAUGCAUUACAAAUCUUCAUCCCAAGGUAAACGUAAAACAGCAUGACAAAUUCCAUUUGUCAUGCUAAGCUAAUUUGUCAUGCGAUUACUAUAUAUUAUAUUCAUGCGAAAAAAGAGGUAGACAGAGGGCAAACAAGAGGUGGUCGAGAGGUCAAAAAGAGGUCAAAAGAGGUAAAAAAGAGGUCGACAGAGGUGGAGAGGUGGCGCGGGACCCCUUUCGAGAGGGUCGGCGAGAGGGUGCGCGAGUAUAGCCCGCCGAAGGACCCACCUUAAGGCGGCGCCUAAGUGCCUCAGAGGGUGCAGAGAGGUCAAAAAGAGGGGGCGCGAGAGGUCGACAGAGGUCGAGAGAGGUGGCGCGAAUAAGGGCCAACCUCUCGCGCACCCUCUCGGCCACCUCUGGGCCACCUCUGUCGACCUCUACCCGCGAGUAUAGCCGGACUAUUAGCGGGGACCCCCCAAAAGAGGUAAAAGAGAGGGCCUGCGGGGGGUCUGCGAGAGGGUAAAGACACAAAGUGGAGGGCGCGAAUCCGCAUGGUAUUCCCCAUGUGUAGCAUUGCAGGCCCUUCGCGGACUUGUUUUGUUCGGCGCCUGCCCCCACCACCCUCUCGCGCCACCCUCUCGCGCCGCCCUCUCGCGCCACCCUCUCGCGUCACCCUCUCGCGCCACCCUCUCGCGCACCCUCUCGCGCCACCCUCUCGCGCUACCCUCUCGCGCCGCCCUCCCUCACUGAAGUCAUUGAAAAAGUGGCGCCGGGGAAUGGGGCGGGGUCGGUUCUUGGUUCACCUUGAUUAACGAAAGGCAUGCGUAGCGGACUGUGGUGUGGCAUCUAGGUGCCUCCUGUUCAUCUGCCCCAAUGCUCGUGGUAGCUCCUCCCUGCGCAGAGCGCCCUUAGGCGCGGGAAGCGCGCAGACGGUGCUGCGGGGGCAUAAGUAUGCAUGUCGCUGUGGUCCGGUCCGCAAGCAGUUCAAACCCGGCCAAACAGCCUUGCGCUCCGGCGGUAGCCGGAGCAUGGCUGGUUUAUACUAGUACGAUACUUUUGCAGUUCAUACGGCAGAACAGCUGGCGAAACUGCAGGUGAAUAAAGUAGACUAGAGCUCUUUGAUGUUUUUUCGUCGGAAUUGCUAAGCACAACUUCUUUUCAAAAUUUUGUUCUUGUCACAUGCAGAGAAACAAAGACCUAAACCGCGUGAAAGAACUGUGGAGCAAGCUUGUAAAAAAAAAUCCGAAAAUCUUUAUACGAAUAAAUUCUAUCAGGCGAUGGAAGAGAACCUCGAGAAGCUGACCGGCAAGAUACGGCUGCUGGAGCAGGAGAAGCGGUCUUUGGAAAUUUCCCUGAAGGACGAGGUGUCAAGAAGGAAGGACGCGGAGUACGGGCUGGAAAGGACGCAGGAAGAGUUGACCAGAAAAGUGGAAGAGUUCCAGGACCUAUGAACUGCAAAAGUAUCGUACUCGUAUAAAUGCAUUACAAAUUGACUUAGCAUUACAAAUUGAAUUUGUAAUGCGGAUUUGCCUUGAAGCAAAAAUUUGUAAUGCAUAAACGCAAUUAGUACGAGUGCGAUACUUUUGCACAGGAUAGGACCUGUCAGACCGUUUCGACGAACUCACCGCGAAGGCAAAUCAGCUGCAGAAAGAUUUUAUGAAUUGCAAAUAUCAAUCUAGGUCUGGAUUUGUGAUGCGAAAUUUGAAGGACAGCGAGGAUUUGUGGUGCAUAAAUACGAUUGCAGGCUUUUUUGUCAUGCUGUGAAACUGAGUUUGUCAUGCAAGAAAACUACACGUCGGUAGAACUUUUAAUACUACCCGAAAAAUUUGUGAUGCGUGGAUGCCGUGCAGAAGAUUGCUCUGUUAUCCAACAGUCAGCAACACAAACUCACUGCGUCUUUCCGGACCCAGAUGGAUAUUUGCGUUUGAUAGAUUUGCUGCAGACGCAGAAGGACCUCCAGACGGAGAAGGAGGAGCGGGCACUGGAGAAGCAGGACAUGGACAAGGCCAUGAAAAAACUGACAAAAAAGUACAACAAACUGCAACAGGAAUACGACGAAUUCGAGAAAGAAACGACGGCAAAACUGUCCGAUCUCACCUCCAAGGUCUCCUACCUGGUAAACGAGAACGAAACUCUAUCCUGAGUAAAAACGCCCCCGCCCCAGAGUUGUCAUGCAGAUUUGCAAUGGCAAGAACAACAUUUGUGAUGCGCAUCCCCACGAUACGCAUUCCCAAUCGUGUUUCGGAAUUUUUAAUGCCGUCAACAGGAUGGGUAGCUCGAUUUGUAAUGCGGCUGUCCUUGCUAACCUGCACUACACUACAGAGCGCAACUUGUCAUGCGUCGCUCCCAAAAGCCCCAUCUUGACUCUGGGGUGGGAAUGGAGAUCUUCCUCAGCAUAAACGCUGUCCAAGCGGGUGAAGCAUCUAGAAUGGGAAGUGCAGGACACGAUACGGCAGUGGCACGAGAUAUGGAUGUGUCAGGAUCGAAAUCGUCAGAGUUGAAGUAAUUUGUGAUGCAUGAAACGGAUACCAGUUGGCGCCUAGUUUUCAAGUGGCGCAUGAGAAAUUUGGGUAGAACUGAAAUCCAGUUUGUAAUGCUGUUUGAGUAGGAAGACGCCUUUUGUCAUGAUACUUCAGCAGCUCAAUUUCUACCCGUACCCCUCAACAGGCUUACAAUCUGCAUCCCUUGCGUCCUCUGCAAUAGAGGCAAUUUUUGUGUUGCACUUUUUGCAUCACAAACUAUUUCAACUAUGACGAUUUCGAUCCUGACGCUUCCAUACGAGAAUGUGGCGCAGGUGAAAAAAGAGGCGGCGGAAGAAUUAGAACGGAGGUCGAAGGAAAUCUACUCGGCCUUCGCAGCGGAGCGCGAGACGCAUUUGCGCCGGUUGAAGAUCCAGAAUUACGUAUCAUAUGUAAAAACGUCCCCACCCCAUGCUUAGUCAAGUUGGGAACUUAGCAACACAAAUCCAGAACUUUUGGGAGCCACGCAUGACAAGUUGCAGUCCGUAGUGUAGUGCAUGUUAGCAAGGACAACGGCAUCGCAAAUCCAUCUGCUUAUCCUGUUUGCAGCAUUACAAAUUCCAAAACACGAUUGGCAAUGCCUCUCAUGGAGACGCGCAUUACAAAUCUUCCUGUAAUCGCAAUUCUGCAUGACAGCUCUGGGGUGGGGACGUUUUUACACAGGAUAUUACGAGUUGCAAAACCGGGAUCUCUACGUGAACGAGGCGCUGGAUCUGAACCCCCUCCCCGUGCCGGAAUUCCACAGCGUUAUGGAGUUCUCAAAAGCUACACUCUCAACUGUAGUUACAGAAAUUUGUCAUGCAAGAACUGCAAAAGUGAAAGCGGGAAGAUUGCGUGUUUUGCAUUACAAAUUUGGAACGGAUUAUCAUGUUGCUUAGCCCUUGGGCAGUUUGUCAUGCGGAGUACCUUGAUAACGUAGAUGCUCACGACGAUUUUGCAUGACAGAUUCAUGCAACUGUUGAGAGUUGUGUAGCGCUUGAGAGUCCCAUAAACGUGCUGUCCGCCGUAGAGGAAGAAAUCGGGGAAGACGAAAGUGGCAACCCUAGGAAGAACAAGGGCGGGCUGUUUUGCAAAGCGUGUCGGCGCGCGGUUAUGCAAUACAAAUUUCCCGUACAUGUACAAGAUGCAUCACAAAUUUCACCAAUUUGGAGCGUAAAACUUGUCAUGCCAAACUAGGAUCGAAGCCAAGUUUUGUCAUGCGGAGACCGCAUUUGUACGUGUACGGGAAACUUACUGUGGAUAGCGGUGGUGUUUAUCGACCAGAAGGACAAAAAGCUGAUGGAGAUGUGGACCUAUAAUAUGUAAAAACGCCCCCACCCCAGAGUUGUCAUGCAGAUAUGCGAUUGCAGGAAGAUUUGUAAUGCGCAUCUCCAUGGCAGGCAUUUCCAGUCGUGUUUUGAAAUUUGUAAUGCUGUAAACUGUUUACAAAACAGCAUGCUGUUUUAAAAACAGCAUGACUAGAUGGAUUUGUGUUGCGGCUGUACUUGCUAAACUGCACUACACUAAAGAGAAGAACUUGUCAUGUUUGAAUCCCAAAACUUCUCGAUUUGUGUUGCGAGAUCCCCAUCGUGACUCUGGGGUGGGAACGUUUUUGCUCAGGAUAGGACCCCGGAGCCGAAGAAGGAGGUAACUUCACCAAAGGAUAAAACUAUGAACUGCAAAAGUCAGGUGCUAGUGGUAAUCGUAAUUGCAAUACAAAUUAGAUCAGCAUGAUGACAAAUGGAAUUUGUCAUGCUGUUUUACGUUGGGAUGGAGAUUUGUAAUCCCUGGCUGCGAUUACUAGGGGUGCGAUAGUACUUUUGCACAGGAUAAAAACCUUCAACAUGCAGCUCAAGUCCGUGUCCCCCAGGAGUAGAAAGUCACCGGAACGCGGCAUUCUCUCCCCGAUGAUCAGCCCCAAUCGAGCGCGGAGUCUCUCGAACGGGCGGAAUCCGGGGAUACGGGCGCAAACCGAGGCGACAUUCAGAACACGGCCGAGCGUGCACAAGGCGUGAUGAGGAGGGGGAAAAGGCGUGUUGAUGUUGAAGAUGUGCACGUCCUAGUAGCCGAGAAGGAAAUGAAGUGUUCCAAAAGUAAAAUUUAUUUACAAUAAUUUUAUACCGUUCUUUUCUAUGUCAUUCCGUAUUCUAUUGUCUUUUACUUCGUCGCAGAAGUGAAACAAAACCAAAAACAGUUUAAGAUUAUACGUCUCAGAAAUACGACGCGGGCGCAGGUGGCGAGUCAUCGCGCUUGUUGUCGAACCGGUUUCAACAAAACAGUUUAAGAUUAUACGUUCAUAGCAUAACGCCAAUUUACCAAAACUUUUCAGGAAAUAUUCGUCUUACUCAAAAUUUUGCAAUUUACCGAACUCUAACGUACAUUGAUGUUAUCAAAUUUGUGUCGUCUUGUUAGUUGUAUAUGCUCCUUUACAACCUUUUGCUUUUCGGUCAGCAGAGGUCGCGUUGACAACUGUAUCCCAAAUAAGGCAACAUCAAACUACGACGGUAGCAGGAACAUCAAACGUAUCCAAGACCACCACGUGGCUCCAAUAUCCUAGGGCCGCCUGCUGGUUCGUUUUGUCCGCCUUCGUUGUUGCUGCUCUUGUCUGAAUUGCAACUGCUGCUGGAAGGGAUCGCUCUCUGUAUAGUACAACCAAGGUUUUCAUCAAAACGCGCUGAACUUCAUUUGUCGUACUAGCUCGUCCCCGUCCCGCACGACAGAACAGAACUUUUUACAACUGUACAAUCUUUUGAGCAGGUCGGAAAAACUAUAAUGAAAAUAAAACGUUGC
Molecule: messenger RNA, 8636 nt
Organism: Amoebophrya sp. A120
Lineage: Eukaryota; Dinophyceae; Syndiniales; Amoebophryaceae
Source: the annotation of a GenBank genome assembly